Mytilus trossulus (common blue mussel) is the source of this 1511-nucleotide messenger RNA. Its product is annotated as toll-like receptor 8. The transcript has a single exon. The record is from RefSeq and is a predicted model, not a curated record. Gene Ontology annotation, cellular component: plasma membrane. The coding region runs from base 201 to 1511 and encodes 436 amino acids. Gene Ontology annotation, molecular function: pattern recognition receptor activity. Gene Ontology annotation, biological process: canonical NF-kappaB signal transduction; defense response to virus; positive regulation of interleukin-6 production. Lineage: Eukaryota; Metazoa; Mollusca; Bivalvia; Mytilida; Mytilidae.
CGGGAUUUGAUAUCGAUGAUCGUAAUGGUGGUGGUAGAAUAGUCUUAUCGAAUAACAAAUUCACUCAAUUUCCAAAUGUUUCCGAAAUAGGAUUUGCUGAAGAAUAUUCCGUAAAACGAUUAGCGUACACGUACACAGUGAAUUUUAAGAACAAUAAUUGGACUUGCGAUUGCUAUGUUUGGAACGAGUAUUUAAGUUAUAUGCUUGUAGGAUUUCAAUACCAUCCAGGUUCACAAAAAUUUUACCGUAUCCCAUGUUCGAAUCCCCCUGAAUUACGUAAUUAUGUGGUAACUGACUUUCAGAAAAAUGAAACAAAUAAACUUCAACAUCUUUUGAUAUGUAAUUUAACCCUUAAAGAUAACUGUCCUUAUAGAUGUCACUGUUUUUACCAACCAUCCAAGAAUAGAACGGUCAUCGAUUGUUCGGGUCUGGCAUUAAAACAUUUGCCCGAUAAAAUGCCGUUUUUCAAUAAUUUAGAAAUAGAUUUAAGUACAAAUGUUAUUUCUAAAUUAGAUGUAAGAAGCUAUUUAUACAGAACAACGAAAUUAAAUGUUUCUAACAAUUUAAUAACAACAAUAUCACCGAUCAUUUUUGAAGUUGCGACUCUUAAUCUGAUUGAUUUCCGAUUGAAUAGUUUAAAUACACUUGGCAAUGAGGUUCGCUUAAAGUCUCCAUGUUCACUUUUAUUCGGCAAUUUGACUAUACGUUGCAGUUGUGAACUAAAUUGGCUACCUACUUGGCUUGAACGCCAAAAACAGCUAAAGUGUGUGCUCAAUAAUAUCUUAUGUGUUAACAAAAACGAAGACGCUAGUAGUAUGUCCCCAAAAGAAUUUUGCAUUCAUGACAAUGGAACAGCUCAUAUCUUUACCAUUAUCGUUGUGACUCUUGUUAUGGUAAUAUUUGGAACUGCCAUCAUUUUUCAUAAUUAUAAAUACGAAAUUUAUCUACUAUGGAGGUCAAAUAAAUUUAUAAACAAAAGUAGAAGAGUACAAACGCAACCCAAAUAUGAUGUGUACAUCUCAUUCGAUGAGGAAAACGAAAUGGCCCGAAAAUGGAUAAUUGACGUUUUGCUUCGAUUCUUGGAAGGCAAACGCUACAAAGUAGUUCUACCAUGUCGAGACUUUUCGUUUGGUGGUAUACGAGAGGAGGAAAUGAGAUCGUCUAUUUCGAAAUGUUCGUCAUGGAUAAUUUUGCAGAGUCAGAAUUAUCUUCAUUCCACUUAUGGCGAAAACGAAUGGAAAAUUAUAUGGAAUAUUUACAAAGCAAAUUUGGAAACAAAGAUUAUUAUCAUAAAUUUCGAUGUAAUUGAAAAUGACUGCGUUAGUCGAAAAAAUUUCAGGGCUUUUUUAAAACUUGGAUAUGCACUAGAUUUUUGCAACAUGGACAAAAAUCUAUUAAACGAUGUUAGGAAACAGUUGGGCCCACCAGCUAAUCGAUACACUACAGGAUGGAAAAACUCAAAACUACGAUAUAGGCAUAUUGACAAAUUUGAUAUAUUUGUUCCAAAGUAA